UUCCCCUUCUUGCCCUGAGGAGAAUUUUAGCACAUCUUCAGCUGUUAUCCCAGGUGGCUGAACUAGCUUUAGCAUGGUUUCGGUCUCCUGGGGAGGUGGUGCAGGCUUUGGACGUGUCAGUGGUGGCUUUGGCAGCAUAAGCCUCUAUGGCUUAGGAGGUGGUGGUGGCUAUGGAGCUGGCACAGGUGGCAUCCAUGAGGUUACCAUCAACCCAAAUCUCCUGGCGCCUCUUAACUUGGAGAUUGACCCCACCAUCCAGAAGGUGAGGAAGGAAGAGAAGGAGCAGAUCAAGACACUCAACAACAACUUUGACUCCUUCACUGAUAAGGUCCGUUUCCUGGAGCAACAGAACCAAAUGCUAGAGACCAAUUGGAGCCUCUUGCAGGAGCAAAAGACCACCGGGUAUGGCCUUGAAAUUUUAUUUGAGUCAUACAUCAGUAAUAUAAGAAGAGAACAGGAUAAUAUUACGGGACAGAGACCACAAUUAGACAUGGAAUUGAACAUGCAGGAUACUGUGGAGGACUUCAAGAUAAGGUAUGAAGAUGAGAUCAACAAGCGCACAGGUGCAGAAAAUGAUUUUGUGGAGCUCAAGAAGGAUGUGGAUGCUUCCUUUAUGAACAAGGUUGAGCUGCAAGCCGGAGUGGAUUCCCUGAUUUAUGAAAUCAACUUCUUGAGAUAUCUCUAUGAAGAAGAAAUAGCCCAGUUGAAGGCUCACAUUGCUGACACCUCUGUCGUUCUCCAAAUAGACAAGAACUGAAACCGGGAACUGAACAGCAUCAUUGUCGAGGACAAGGCUUAGUAUGAAGACAUUGCCAAAAGAAGCAGGGCUGAGGCAGCAUUGUUGUAUCAAAGCAGGGUGAGCAGUUCUUAAGUGUUGGGGAAAUGGGUUU
Podarcis muralis (Common wall lizard) is the source of this 890-nucleotide messenger RNA. RefSeq names its product keratin, type II cytoskeletal 6A-like. Gene Ontology annotation, biological process: keratinization; intermediate filament organization. Lineage: Eukaryota; Metazoa; Chordata; Lepidosauria; Squamata; Lacertidae. Gene Ontology annotation, molecular function: structural constituent of skin epidermis. Gene Ontology annotation, cellular component: keratin filament. The record is from RefSeq and is a predicted model, not a curated record.